Messenger RNA from Sabethes cyaneus, 1503 nucleotides. RefSeq names its product CD63 antigen (gene TM4SF). The record is from RefSeq and is a predicted model, not a curated record. Gene Ontology annotation, cellular component: membrane. The transcript has 5 exons. The coding region runs from base 246 to 1142 and encodes 298 amino acids. Lineage: Eukaryota; Metazoa; Arthropoda; Insecta; Diptera; Culicidae. Gene Ontology annotation, biological process: protein maturation; protein localization to plasma membrane.
GUGACGGACGUUCGAAUAGUGCGCGCUCUCAAAUAUACGCGUUUAAAGGCUGUGAACCCAAUGGUGGAUCUCUCACUUUUCUUAUCGUAUACCUGUCUUGAUCGAACUGUGGUGUAGUUGAAGUUGAAGAGUGGUUGAAAGUGUGUUAAGUUGCAGUGGAUCGUUUAAGAGAAAAUUAAGUUUUUCGUACAAAUAAAAUAUGAUGUUUUUCGAUCGUAAUUAGUGGAUCCAAUAUUCUUUACGAGAUGCGUUUGUCGGCGAGGAUUAAAUGCUUCCGAUAUUUGGUAUAUGCAUAUAUCGUUCUGAUCUCGAUCUGUGGUGGCGCUCAGCUGGUCAUUGGCGCGUUUCUGCUAUGGACUCAUCGACAGUAUUCGACGUUAGUUAACGACAUGUUUUGCGAACCCUUCGGAGUUCUCAUUGCGCUUGGGCUGGUCUCACAGCUAUUGUGCUAUUUCGGUUGGACGUCGACGAGCAAAAAGCACCGAUGCUACUUAGGAACGUUUAGCGCCUUUCUAGUGAUACUUAUUGUGGCCCAGUUUCUCAUCAGUGGUUGGGCGAUCGCAACCAAAACACAGCUCAUCACACCGGCUGAAUUGGCCAUCGAGGCCAACUUCGGUCAAUUCAUCGCCCUGGACGGGGUUUCGAAUGAUCAGACGCACAUCUGGAAUCGAUUGCAGCGGGAUAUACAAUGCUGCGGAGUCAAUGGAAUUCAUGACUACAAAAAAGUGGGCGUGCCAUGGUCCUGCUAUGAUCCCAUCAACAGUAAAGUGUACAGUGCCGGAUGUAUGCACAUGUUCGUCAAAAGCAUCGAGGUCAACAUGAUUCGUGUGGCGUUAGUAGCGAUUGCGGCCGCUCUAAUACAGAGCCUGGGCAUUUUCUGUGUUAUUCAAUUGGUGAUGCUGCUCAAGAAGCCAAAAUUGAUGCUUCCAAUCGGGGAUAAUCAUUCGCUCCGGGUCAAACGGACCCGUGAAUUAGUGCCACUGUCAUCGGAAACUGCCACCACAAGCAGUGCCCACGCACACACCAUGGCUUCGACAAUUCCGACAAUGCCAAUGCCGACAAUGUCAAUCCACAGCAGUACAAAACCGCCGAUUGCAGCGAAACCGAUCGUGCCUAAGAUAGAACAUCCCAUAAUUAAAUGACUUCCGCAGUAUCCUCGGAUCGAUCAAGCUGCAUUUUUAUUUUUUAUUUAGAUUAGGUACGUCGUAAAUAUUUUUAAUCGCCUCCAGAAGCAGUUAUCGACCGGGCUAGUAAAUGCCCCCUACUCAAUGAAACACCAGCCAACAGCCAUUUCGUCCAUAUGUUCGUUAUUACUAUUAGUGAUAAACGUGUACUUAUCACUGCAUAUGAUUAGGUAUAUAGGUCUUAAGGUUCAUCGAUGUAGUUGUUAUCUCUUUUUAUCAUGGCUACCGCGUAUCAAUCAGAUUUAGGACUAGCUAGUAAGUUUCAAACGUAUUCAAAUCGGCGAAUGUACUUAUAUUAAACAACAGGAAUCAUUUUCAA